CCGCGGCCCGCGCCUCCCACUGCCCCUCCGGCCCAACCCGCCAAGUUCCAAGAGCUCCCAGUCGAGCGAGCGCCGGGAACGAGCACUGCCCGAGCAGCACACGGCGCACACGAGCCAGCUUGCAGCACGCCCGGGAGAGGUUCCUGAGACACUCACGGCCCGGGGACUUCGAAAGGGAAGACGAGGAGCCCCGCACGCACAAGUGUGCCAGCCAGCGCUCCGUCAAGCACCUGUUCCUCCCUCUCCACCGCCACCCCGGUCCCCACCCCUCCGAUCAUCGCCUCUCCGGCUCCCGCUUGCUCCCGGGAUGAAUUCAGUGCUGGGCAACCAGACCGACGUGGCCGGCCUCUUCCUGGCCAACAGCAGCGAGGCGCUGGAGCGCGCCGUGCGCUGCUGCACCCAGGCGUCGGUGGUGACCGACGAUGGCUUCGCCGAGGGUGGCCCCGACGAGCGUAGCCUGUACAUCAUGCGUGUGGUGCAGAUCGCAGUCAUGUGCGUGCUUUCGCUCACCGUGGUCUUUGGCAUCUUCUUCCUUGGCUGCAACCUACUCAUCAAAUCCGAAGGCAUGAUCAACUUCCUGGUGAAGGACCGGAGGCCGUCUAAAGAGGUUGAGGCAGUGGUCGUGGGACCCUACUGAGUGGCCCUCGGGUCCCCCACGGCUGGUGCUCCUGGCACCUCCAGUUACUCCGCCAGCCGCGAUGCACCCCUCACCAUCAGAGACCGAGCAAAGCAAACCUGUCGGAGUCAAGUUUUUUUUUUCUCUCGACUUCUGCCUUUGGGGAAAAAAAGUGACCCAUUUCUGAUCGCUCUCCGAAAGGCCCCAAGCAAGCCUUCAGACGAGGAGCGUCCAGACUUCGGGACUCAGCAGCAGGUGGCAAAAGAGGGCGAUUAGGGAGCAGAACUUUGGAAGCGGCUGUUUGCCUGAGAUGCGGGGAGAUGGACCGGGCGAAGGCCCCUUUCCACCUGCAGGUGGGCCCAGCACUGGGGACAGCUGGAGAGGCCGAGCAAGGCGAGGGUGGGGGGAACAUCCAGCGGCACCAGUAGCCGGGUGACCGGAAAAGUGACCUGUUUAUACAGCACGCUGCUAGACCUAAUGGGAACAUAGAUGUGGGUUUUGCGACCUACCGGGGAGAGUGGAACUUUGAUCAAUAGUAACCUGUGGUUUUAAGAGAUCUGUGUUAGUUUGCUUGAAUACAAAUAUUUGAUAAGUCUUUUAUGCCCUAGUGGCCUGUUUGCCUGCCUGCGAGUUAGAGUUUUUGUCAUCCUGGGAGAAGGGGUGGGGGGAGGGGAGCCUGAGACUGUGAAUGGGGUUAAGUGCUUUCUUUUAGUGCAUUUCCAGCUGGGUCUUUUGGGGAGGCUGGGGCUCCAGCUAAGCCCGGGACAAAGAUCCAGAGUAGAAUUCGUAGCUCGUGUCUGCACGGUUUACGCCACAAAAGUGCUCUUGAUAUCCGUGACACCAUUUGACUUUUUUUUUUUUUUCCUAUUUAACAUUUCCUUAAUAAAUGCAACAUUUAAGUGUUUUGUU
This is a messenger RNA of Peromyscus maniculatus bairdii (prairie deer mouse), 1525 nucleotides long. RefSeq names its product reprimo, TP53 dependent G2 arrest mediator homolog (gene Rprm). Gene Ontology annotation, cellular component: cytoplasm. NCBI's taxonomy places the organism in Eukaryota, Metazoa, Chordata, Mammalia, Rodentia, Cricetidae. Gene Ontology annotation, biological process: regulation of mitotic cell cycle. The record is from RefSeq and is a predicted model, not a curated record.